Molecule: messenger RNA, 705 nt
Organism: Phytomonas sp. EM1
Lineage: Eukaryota; Euglenozoa; Kinetoplastea; Trypanosomatida; Trypanosomatidae
Source: the annotation of a GenBank genome assembly
AUGCGGUCGAAUGCGAAGAACUUAUCCGAGGUGCGCCAGCUCAAUCACGCGGCGGUCGCGCGCCUCUUCACCCCACCUUCCUCCCAUGCCCGCGGCUCGCGGAGCGCUCCACGGGCCUCCUCGACGAUCCCUCCCCUGUCGCGUAUGGCACCGCAUCCGCAGUGGGAGCUGCCUGGGGGUUCCCCCCGCGGGCGGGAUUUAAACGCGCGCCUGAACGCGCAAGUGGAGCUCGCCGUGGCGGUCGGGGCGUUAACCCCGGAAGACGCCGAAGGGGUCCUCUCGCGCGGCACCGCCGCCCUUCUUGAGGCGGAUCCGCACCGUUCCUGCUUCGCGCUCCAAUUGGAGAAGAACAAACACGCGAUUUGUCUUCGAGGGGCCUCGCCGACGACCCCGCUUCAGCCUGUUUCUUCGGAUGCCCAUCGGCGGGCGUAUCGGCAUCAACAGGCGGUGCUUCGCCACGAGCGCGGCCUCGCGCGGCGUCGAGUGAUGGAUCGCUAUGUGGAUCUCACCCCUGCCCAGCUCGGGCCUUCCCUCGUGCGGCCAAAUGAUUACACGGCGAAAAAACUCGCGGAACGGUAUGGCGGGCGAUGGGUGUUGGAUAAUCCACAUCAUCAAGAGCUUCUCCGGGGUGAGCCCCUGAUGAAUCGGAUUAUGCGAGGGGAGUACUACGGCGAGCCGGGGGUGGUCGUCAAGAAGGCCGCCUGA